This is a messenger RNA of Phanerochaete carnosa HHB-10118-sp, 1100 nucleotides long. RefSeq lists its product as uncharacterized. The coding region runs from base 20 to 805 and encodes 261 amino acids. Lineage: Eukaryota; Fungi; Basidiomycota; Agaricomycetes; Polyporales; Phanerochaetaceae. The record is from RefSeq and is a predicted model, not a curated record. The transcript is spliced from 2 exons.
GGACGAGUCUUCCUCUACUAUGGCAGCGCACAAGCCUACUCCGUUUGGCACACGCAAUGCUAACGCUCGUAUCACCGUUUCGUCUGCGAAUGACAAGGAGAACCUCGACCCGCUCACCGGGUUACGGCCAUCGUCAAGCGAACAUUCAGGCAAGAAGCGCAAGACAAAUGCUCUCGCGAGUAAACCUGUCCCUUUGAACACCAAGCCGCUCUCCGGAAGCGUCACUACGAAAAAGCGUAAGCUCGCCGCUGGCUCCGUGAUAGAAGAGAAGAAGGAGAAGAAAGAGAAGCGGGCGGGGAAUGCGAAGAAGCCGUCAAGGAUCCCUCGAGUGCGCAAGGCCACGAACCUGCCCAGAGUUGACGAGGCUGAGGAGGAGGCCGAAGAUAAGCGAGCUGAACCCAGUCGUCUGAACGAGAACCAGCUCACUCAGGCUGAAAUCGACGCGAAGUGCUACGAGUUCACUGUCCUCCCCCUGGCGGACCUCUCGCACGCCUAUGAUACGAGCUCCCCUCCCGAAAGCUCACUGAAGAUCAAAGUAACGGAAGUUAAUGAGGUUGCCAAUACGAACGUUGCUCCCGCUAAGCUCUCUAUUACCGAAAGCAAUACAGAAGAGACGGAGCACUUGUCUGUGCCAAACAGCCAUGGCCCUCCGCUGUUUAAUACCCCCGAGCGCAAGCGCAUUUACUCUGCUUUCACUUUUGAGUCACCAUCCCCUGCGUCACGCCGCUUUGCCUCUUGGAGAGAGUCGAGCGUACCGCCCCUCCCCGCAGUCAACUUUUUCUUCGACCCCUCCGAGGAGCCUUAGCUCGAGGUGGCGACGUUUGCUAUGCAUGCUUCAGUGCUAUGCUGCUAUACCCUCUUCCUCCGCGUUACUUGAACAUCAUGUCCGCUACUGCCAUCCGGCUACAUGUCUCUGCCGUUUCUCCGCGUUCGACGUGUCAGCUAUCUCACAUCGCCUUGCAUACAGGCCUAUAUCUCUCCUAUGCUAAUCUUCUCCUGCUUCACCACAUCUUCCGCCGUAUCUCACCUCCCUCGUUUUGUUUGGAUCGAAGUCAACUUGAAAUUCUAAUGUACAAGUUCAAUGCCAACCUCUAACCAAC